Molecule: messenger RNA, 339 nt
Organism: Caenorhabditis bovis
Lineage: Eukaryota; Metazoa; Nematoda; Chromadorea; Rhabditida; Rhabditidae
Source: the annotation of a GenBank genome assembly
AUGAGCCGCGCCCAAAAAAAAAAAGAAAAGAAGCCGGUUGCAGGAACUCGCGGCUACAUUCUCGGCAAUCUCACCGAGCACUUCAUCGAGGAGCAAUGCGACGACGGAAUGCGCUGGUGCAUCGAGUCGUACGACACAUCGCGGACCACCGUCACCGCGAGUUGCCAACGUCUCGGCACCGGACGCAAAACGAUGGAUAUUUGUGAAAGCGGCAAAGAAUCGCUGGAAUCGGGCGUGACGAUUCGCUGCUGCGACACGACACUCUGCAACGAUCACGGCCUCAAAUCGCCGAUCCCAUCGAAUCGCAACGGCACAUUUAUCAUUGUUGCAUCGAUCUAA